Molecule: messenger RNA, 2970 nt
Organism: Plasmodium gonderi
Lineage: Eukaryota; Apicomplexa; Aconoidasida; Haemosporida; Plasmodiidae
Exons: 1
Coding region: 1-2970 (989 amino acids)
Source: RefSeq, a predicted model, not a curated record
AUGUACCUUCUGAAUAAGAGGUUUGAAGUGAACCAUGUAGGAAGGAUAAGGAACAUAUCUUUAUUGGGAAUUCAUUACGGAAGGGGAGUUAAAAUAAGAUUGAAAAAUUUUACACAUUCAAAAAGCAUUUAUGAAUGGAGCACCUUUCACGAAAGUGUAAAACAAAGUGAUAAAGCACAAGGUGUAAGUUCCAACUUAACAUCGCCACCAAAGUUCCUACAUGAUGAAAUCCAUACCAGUAGUAAAUGUAAUGAAAAGCUUCGAGGUAUAUACUUUUCAAACAAUAUGGAUGAUAUGAAAAUUUUUUUUGAUAAUAAUUUAAACGAAAUAAAAAAUCAUGAAUAUGUUUAUUUGUUAUUUAAAAUAUAUGAAAUAAUAUUUCAUAAUUUUUAUAAAACGCAUGAAUUCUGUGAUAUUUUGAAGUUGGACAACCCGCACUUUAGAUACAUUACUCUUGAGCAAUAUAUAGAUGAGUGGGCACAGAAUCAUAGUCAAAGGAACUAUCGGAUGGGAAUAUCGAAUUUAGAGGAAAAUGAAAUUCUAUUUUUUGAAAAUGAUGAUGGAAAUGAUAUAUAUGAUGAACUAUUCGAGAGGAGCAGACAUAAUCCGAUCAGUGGAAUAAACCAUUUUUUGAGUAACGAUAUGUGUAUGAAGGAGUCUACUACAAACAAUAAUUACAAAAAUGCAGAAGAAGCAACACCGGGUGGAAAUGUAUCUCAGUGUGUAUAUAUAAAAGAAACUAACAAGGAAGAAAAAAUGAAGGAAAAUAUGUGCGUACAAGAUGAAACAGAAGACAUUGAUUAUUCUCAGAAUUCACAAUUAGACGGAACUGUUAAGUACCAUGCUAGCAGAUAUUAUGUACGCCACACUAUGCUUAGUACUCUAAUGGAGCUACAUCUUAACUAUAUACUAUAUAUAGAACAACUAAAUGUAAAGGAAAAUACGUGGAAGAGUUAUGCAUCUUCUUUUAUGAAAAAGAAAUACGAAGAAUUUUAUAGAGAUAUAUUGAAUAUAAUAAAUAAGAAAAUUUUUUUUUUUUCAUGUAAGGAUAUUAUUAACUACCUUUACAUCAUAAAAAGAAUCAACCUUUCAUCAGUAAAAGAAAUAAGCAUAUUAGGAGAAAAUAUAAUUUUACAAAAUAUAAAAUACCUUGAUGAGAACUAUUUAGUGAGGAUAGGUUAUAUAUAUUUGAAUAACUCUAACAAGAAGAAGCAUAUUCGUCAUAUCAAUCGAUACAAUAGUAAAAACUUCUUAGAAACUUAUAUAAACUUUGUCCAGAGUAAAAUAAAAUCAAUGAAUAAUGAAAAUUUUGUAAAAAUGCUAGAAUAUAUAAGUAAUAAUAAUUAUAAGCAUAUCCAAUUUUUUAGAGAAAUAAAAAGUGAAGUAUAUAAAAGGUAUAAUAAUUUCACAGAAGUACAAAUAAUGAAGUUAUUUUUUCUGUACUCCCAAAAUAUUAAUGCGGCUGACAAUGCUUUGAUGCAUAAUUUCGUGAAAGCCAUAGUAAAUAUGUUUUCACAUACAAAUUCACAAACUGAACAUACAUCCAUGACUUUGGCUCCAAGAGGGAAAUAUGAGUUGCAUGAUGAUAAGAAUAAUGAUGAUGGCAACACAGGUGAUAGAAAAAAUGAUAGGGAUCAGGUUGUCAUUCCCUUGUCAGUAUUGUUGAACGGUAUAUGGACGAGUGCCAAAUAUUUUAAGGAUUACCCAUUUUUGUUGAUAAAAAGCGAAAAAAACAUUUUGAAAAAUAUAAACAAUUUUAGCGCCAGCACUGUUAGCAUGCUCAUAUGGGCCUACAGCACAGUCGAAAAUAAAAACACAAAAUUGUGUUUUAGUAACGAUUUAUAUUUCCAGUUGAAAGAUAGAGCCAUGGAGUUGUAUCAAAAUAUGACUCCAAAACAGUUAUCAAAUAGUUUACUGGGGUUGGCAACAACUGUGGGAAGGACUGUGAGCAAUGAGAAUCGUGUAAAUACAGAAUUUCAUGAGGCUGUCGAGAAGUUCUUGUUACAAGGAGGGGGUAUUGUGAGCAAUAGCAAUGUUGAUGUCUCUGUAACUGAACGAACUAUUAAAAGAGAAAAAUACAAAAUAAACUCUUCAAAUGAGACAUUUUUGAAUAUGUUUUCAUCAGAAGAUUUGGCAAAUAUGUGCUAUGCAUAUUCAAUAGUUCGAAGUGGAAGCAAAGAAUUUCAUACUUUGAUCCAGUCAGCAAUAUUAAAUAAGAUGAAUGAUCUAUCCCCUCAGCAUAUUGCCAGAAUAGCAUAUACGUAUGGAAGUAUGUACUUUUAUGCAUCUUAUACCUUGUUAAGUGCAUUACAGUAUGAGAUUUUGCAAAGGAUACACCAAUUUUCACACUACGAAAUAAGUGAUAUUUUAUGGUGUUAUUGUGUUAAUAAGUUUUUUGAUGGAAAUUUUUGGAAAUGUAUGUUACGAGCUAUUGAUUUUGAAAAGGUAGGAGAUUCUCGCUGCUGUUUGUUAUAUUCUUGUCUGACGUAUGUCAAUCUGAUCGAUUCUUCAAUUCUCGAUUCCAGUAACACAUUGCGUGUUUUUCAUUUACUAAGUGAGCACUAUUGGCAAUUUCAGAGUUUGGAAUAUCUUGCAAAUUUUGCAGAUGAGGUGGUGAAUAUUAUAUGUAAGGAGAACGAUUUGAUAGGGGUAAAAAAAAAAAAAAAAAAAAAAAGAGAAACAAUGGAAGAAGCAAGGACAGAUGAACGGAGUGAAAUUUUCAAAUAUGUUAAAAAGUCAUAUGAUUAUGAAGGUUUUUUAAUUGACAUAUAUUUUGAAUAUAAGAAUAUAAACUAUGCAGUGUUUUUGUACAGUGCGCUGAAUACAACUUCCGAUGGGUAUCCCUUGGGUGAGAGUGUACUCAAGUCAAGAUACUUGAAGCGAAAGAAUUUCAAAACAGUUCAUUUACUUCACAGCAUAUGGAACGAGUGUCGUUCAAAUAGAAUUGAUUUACUGUAUGCGCAGUUGUGA